CGUCAAAACUUUUAGUUGGGUCUUUAAUUACCUUUAUUUUAAACACAAGCAGGGAAGAAGUGAAAUAUUCUACAUCGAAUUUCGAGAAUGAUGUUUUACAUAUUGUCUUUCAUAUUGAUGCUUACUAAUCAACAUGGAAUGGUUGUCGCAGAUGAACGAAAUUGUCCAUCUUUGCAGUGUGACCCGAGAACCACUGCAUGCCCGUAUCAGUCAUUCUAUGCGGACAUCUCGUCAAGGACUAUAUGCCGCGCGUGCAACGUCUGUAUAAAACCAGGGUCACCGGUAGAUUCGAAAGGCUGUCCACAAUUACCAUGUCCGAAAACUGUUCCAUCUGGCGCGUGCAUGCAUCCGUGGUUUCAUAACAGCUGGGUCAUGUAUAAUGGAAUCCAAUGUCAAACAUGUGAAUCACUUUUAUGCAAUGUAUAAAGCACAUUUAAAGGCCCAUUAUGCCUCUGAAA
Ruditapes philippinarum (Manila clam) is the source of this 458-nucleotide messenger RNA. RefSeq lists its product as uncharacterized. Bases 88 to 426 code for a protein of 112 amino acids. Lineage: Eukaryota; Metazoa; Mollusca; Bivalvia; Venerida; Veneridae. The transcript is spliced from 3 exons. The record is from RefSeq and is a predicted model, not a curated record.